This is a messenger RNA of Seriola dumerili (greater amberjack), 6253 nucleotides long. RefSeq names its product phosphatidate phosphatase LPIN1-like (gene lpin1a). Gene Ontology annotation, biological process: positive regulation of transcription by RNA polymerase II; triglyceride biosynthetic process; cellular response to insulin stimulus. The transcript is spliced from 23 exons. The record is from RefSeq and is a predicted model, not a curated record. NCBI's taxonomy places the organism in Eukaryota, Metazoa, Chordata, Actinopteri, Carangiformes, Carangidae. Bases 172 to 2976 code for a protein of 934 amino acids. Gene Ontology annotation, molecular function: transcription coactivator activity; phosphatidate phosphatase activity. Gene Ontology annotation, cellular component: mitochondrial outer membrane; nucleus.
UCCAAUAUCAUAUGCCAGUAAAAGCUUAGCGAGGCUGUCUGUAAGCGACAACAUGUGAUUUGAGGACUGACACUUAACGGGACUAAAACUGCACCGGACGUUUGGUGGAAAAUUUUGAAUGGCGGAAAAUUCCCUGAGCGAGAAUCGACGUGAAUAAAUAAUUUACAGACCAUGAACUAUGUGGGUCAGUUGGCGGGCCAGGUGUUUGUGCAGGUCAAGGAGCUGUACAGAGGACUCAACCCUGCAACGCUGUCUGGAUGUAUAGAUGUCAUUGUGGUCCGGCAGCCUGAUGGCUCCCUGCAGUGCUCCCCCUUCCACGUCCGCUUCGGCAAGAUGGGUGUUCUGCGGUCCCGCGAGAAAGUGGUGGACAUAGAGAUCAAUGGAGAGCCAGUCAGUUUGCACAUGAAGCUGGGAGAGAAUGGAGAGGCCUUCUUCGUCAGAGAGACAGAGAACACGCUGGAAGUAGUUCCAUCCUACCUGGCGACAUCACCCAUCAUGUCAACAGGGGAGGAGUUAAUGGAAUCCCAGCUGGGGAGGGGCAGUUCUCGUCACCAUGAUACCACCCCGUGCAGCUCACUUCCUGUCCAGAACCUGGGACCUCAGCAAAAUGAUGGAGCGAUGACCAAGAAGAGGAGGAAGAGGAGGAGGAAGGCACGGCCAGAGGGAGGCGGAGGAGGGAGGAGAGAGGAGUGCGGGGAAGAGUUCUCGGAGGAUGAGGACAUGUUUACUAUUGACUUGAGCUCGGAUGAGGAGAGAGAGGGUGACGACAGCAGACCGAUGUACGGUGAUCAGGGGUCUUCAGCCAUCACCCACACACACCCCAGCACUGAUUGGACACGUUCAAAGAGUAAUGUGAUUAAGGACACUCUCUCCAUCCCUCCACCCUGUGGUCUGUCCAUCUCUUGUCCUCAGCAGACCUCUCACUACUCUGCCCUUGUUAGCAGCCUUGAUGAUUCACGGUCAUCAACACCAAAGAGCGACUCAGAGCUAACCAGUCAGGUUAAAGACAAUCCUGAAAUGUUAUGGACCUGGGGGGAGCUGCCACAGGCUGCCCAGCCAUCCUUCCUGACUUCCCACAUGAAGCAGGACCCUGCUACAGCAGUGUCUAUCCCGGUGUCAGCCAGCACUCACUUCAGAGCCAUCAAUGACACCGGACCCCCUUCCCUCAAUCUCUAUACCCCGCAGCCGGGGGAGAGCACCACUCAUGCUGGGGACAAGCACACUGAAGGAAGCCAAAAUGGAGCCAGAGAUAGAGUAACUGCUAAGACUGGGGACAUGGCUGAAAGAGAGCAAGGGACAGAGGUGGAAAGUGUUCCAUCCUGUGCAGAGAUGGAGGGUCUCACAGCCUGCUCAGUGUCUCCCAGGAUUCUCCCUGAUCAUCUGGACGAAGGCGGUAAUAGAGGAAGUCCCAUCAGAAGAACUGAUUCACCAUCCAAGAAGAAAGAAAAGAGAAGCCAACACCUAGGUGCUGAUGGUAUAUACCUGGAUGACAUUACAGAGCUGGAGCCUGAAGUUGCUGCUCUCUACUUCCCUAAAAGUGACGGAGGCAGCAGCUCAAUGAAAGGAGACUCAGAGAUGAUGAUGAUGGGAGUGCGGAGCGCUAAUCAGUCCCCGCAGUCAGUGGGCAGCAGUGGGAUGGACAGUGGCGUGGACAGUUUGUCCGACCAACUAGGGGACCUGCCUCAUGUCGCCAUCUCUUUGUGUGGAGGACUAACUGACAACAGGGAAAUCACAAGGGAGCAGUUCCAGGAGAGGGCAAUUUCCUACCAGCAGUUCUCUGAAAACCCUUCUAUUAUCGAUGACCCUAACCUGGUGGUCAAGAUAGGAAACAAGUACUACAACUGGAGCACAGCAGCUCCCGUCAUGUUGGCCAUGCAGGUCUAUCAGAAACCUCUGCCGCAGGCCUCAGUGGAGAACAUCAUGAAGGAGAAGAUGCCAAAGAAAGGAGGACGCUGGUGGUUCUCGUGGAGGAGCAGGAACAGUGACUCCAAAUCAGACUCAGUGACGGAUGCGGGGGACCAAGGAGAGAGCUCACUCACUUUGGCCUCAGUGAACAGGAUGAAAGAUGAGUCAUCCUCGAGUGAUGAGGACCACAGAUCCUCCAAUCAGAUGUCAGGAUCCUGCCAGUCAGAGCUCCUUAUGAGCUCUGGCAGCGUCUGCUAUAAGAAGACUCUACGGCUCACCUCAGAGCAACUGGCUAGCCUGCAGCUGAAGGAGGGUCCUAACGAUGUGGUGUUCAGUGUGACCACUCAGUAUCAGGGCACCUGUCGCUGCCAUGGCACAAUCUACCUUUGGAGCUGGGAUGACAAGAUAGUCAUCUCCGAUAUAGAUGGAACCAUCACCAGGUCUGACACCUUGGGUCACAUCCUCCCCACACUGGGUAAAGACUGGACGCACCAGGGUAUUGCACGGCUCUACCACAGAGUCAGCCUGAAUGGAUAUAAAUUCAUGUACUGCUCGGCGAGGGCCAUCGGCAUGGCUGACAUGACGCGAGGUUACCUGCACUGGGUCAAUGAGAGGGGAACCAUGCUGCCAAUGGGGCCAGUGCUGCUCAGCCCCAGCAGUCUGUUUUCUGCCUUGCACAGGGAGGUGAUUGAGAAGAAACCAGAGAAGUUUAAGAUCGAGUGUCUUACAGACAUCAAGCACCUUUUCUACCCAAACACUGAACCUUUCUAUGCUGCAUUUGGCAACAGAGCUACAGAUGUGUAUUCAUAUAAGGAGGUGGGCGUUCCUCUGAAUAGGAUAUUUACUGUCAAUCCCAAGGGGGAGCUGAUACAGGAGCAUGCCAAAACCAAUAUCUCCUCCUAUGGGCGUCUCUGCGAUAUGGUCGACCACGUCUUCCCAGUCCUAGUUAAAGAUGAGGAAGCAGACUUCCCCUGCUCUGACACUUUUGGCCAGUGCAACUACUGGACCAAACAACUUCCUGAUGAUACCAACCAGGAAGAAGACGACCCACAGCCCCUUGAGACAAGCUGAGGAAACCCCAUUGAAUCCAGAAGCGAGGUUGCUGUCCGCCAUCCUACAACGCUGUGGUCAGUGUUUUGUGAUUCAUCAUGAAGCCGGCAGACCAGAUUAAGAGUGAAGAUGCUGAUUGUUUUAGAAUCAAAGACUUAUCUAGGAACUGUGUGGGGAAGACGUAUAUGAUAAACGAAUUGAGCUCUGUGGCUCCUUCAAGGCUCAAAGAUGUUACUUAAGAUAAGUAACUGCAACUGCUGAUUCAAAGUAGAUGAAGGUGUUUUCAAUAUUCCACAUUAACAAAUCAUUGUGCCAUCAUUCAACAGUGAGAACACAAGCAGUCCCCAAAACUCACACCAUAAAACCCCAAAGUAGGAAGCCAUAUUACAGUGAAUCUAUGGUUGUGUUUAAGAUGAAAAGAAAAAGGAGGAACAAACCUCAGAAAGCUGCACUAAUAGCAAAAACACAGGAAACCAUAAGACUGCUGUGUCAGAAAAAGAGUUAAUGAAAAAAAACUGGUGGUUGUGCCUGAGGCUCAACGCAGGAUCAAAAAGUCACAUAUCAUACAUUUGCAAGGGUACUGACUCACAACACACACAAACAUCAGUAAAACUUGUAAAGGCAUUACACUGACAAUGCACAACACUGCAGAACACAAGUAUAACUGUUACCAUUCUCUCCUUCAUCCCACACCACUCACUCACUGUAUUUUCACUGGUGAAUAGAAAAGCUGCCACACAAAACACACGCUGUGUGUGAAAGUUUCUGUCGGGGAUGCACCAGUAUAGGCUGGUAUUAAAUCUGUUUCUCCUAAUAUCACCUAAUACCCACUGUUUUCUGAAUUUUAUACAAAACACGUCCUCAUAGACAUGCCUAUCUUCAAAUGAGUCCCAAAGCGUUGGGUAAAGUUCACUAAAACAUGGGGGCUUGUCCAUGUAAAUUGACACAAUGCUACUAAAGCAACCCUUCCAGAUUACAUACACUACCAGCGUCCACAGCAGAUAAUAAAAUAUAAAAUUACUUAUACAAUUCAGCUUUCCAAAUCUCAAAUCAGCCUCUUGGUGCAUCACUCAUUUUUUAUACUUUUUAGGAAAGAAUACUCGCUUUUUUUAACCAUUAAAUGUAGUCGAGACUCCGAAUCUUAGCUAAAGUUUUAUCUGAUCCAGGUAUGUGGCUGUAGCCAUUUUUCCUGGCCUCAAGUACAGCAGAUACAGCACAACACUUUGCACACGAAACACCACAUUACAUUACAGUGAAACCAUCUGGAACACGCAACAAUUGCACAGAUAGUGUAUCCAGUCAUCUUCUGUGUCCAAACCUCUCUGCAGGUCCAGCUAAAUGACUGUGGUGUUUUGACCAUGCUACUGUGAAACAUGUGGCUCGAGCACAUUUUCUAACAGGUGUACAGUGACUAUACUCAAGCUAAAUGCAGGACAAUGCAACUAACUUCAGUCUGUGUUCUUUAUGUCUCUUUUUAUAAGCACGAAUAAAUUAACUCCAGUGAUAUGCUAGAAUGUAGGACAUAAAUCACUCACAUUGUGUGUUAUUGUAAUGACUAAUGCUCAUCAAUGCAAUCACUGUGUAAGCUCAUACAGGAUAUGGUCAUGUAUUUUGAGUUUAGUGAUGUUGUCACUGCACAGAUCAGUAUACUUUUAUGUAGAGCACUAAUCUGCCCUGUAGUGGAGAAUUAAAUGCAGUAUAUUUAGAUGCUGUGAGGUUUUCGCUUCACAAAUGCAUCUAUUUUUUGUUGUUUGUAUAUAUUUCUUUCAUUUAUCAUAUGUUUAUGUUUUCAUCCACUGAUCAAAUAACAUUUACUGUAAUGCAUUUAUGGGAGAUGGAAGCCUGUCUGUUCAUUUUUACCACAUGUAUAACUUAAAAUGGGGGAAACCACUGUAAAUAAUGAAUAAUGUUAAUUCUUUUGACCAUAUGAAGUGAACUUUAAAAAAAAAAAAAAAAAGCUUUUGAGAGCUGCAACAUUGUCUCCAACACAAUAAAUCUCUCUAUUAAACCAACUGUCACCUGUUGCACUAAGAGGUGGCAGAUUCACUAUCUGACCACUAAAGCAAUAGAUCAACAUGGACUAUAUUAGGAAAGUCAAUAGGUCGGUUGUCUCUUUCCUGAUGUAAUGUCAGAUGUUAAUCCUAUGACAUUUUGUUUCAUUUGCUGCCUCUGGUUUAUCAUUGGCAUUGAGCUGGCUAGUUACACAAAGUGCAAACUACUUGCACUUUUUCCAACAUCAAGAGGAGCAUCAUCAACCCAUGUAAAACCUCCUCUGUUUAUGUUAUGAUUUUAAAUCAUCUUAAAAAAAACAUUUAAUCUCAAAGUAAUUCAACAAAUUUUUGUUGGAAUUUGCAAACAAUAUUUGUACUCUGAUAUUUAUGUCGUAUAUUGAAAAAAGGUGAAAUCAAAACACCAGAAGACUGUUAACAAGACCUGUGAUUGAUUUUGACUAAGUCUGUUAUACUGUUCAUACAUAGGAUAGAAAUGUCUGAUGCUGUGAUUGACUUUACGUAAAAGGAAAACUAAUCAGGAAUUUAAGUGAAUGAUGUUCAUAUGCCUUUGAAGAAUCCUGUGCUAUUUGUGUAAGGGGAAAAGAUGCAUGUUGUUGUAAUGCUAAGAUGCAUAUUUACAUGUAUGUAAUGACAACUGUCUUGUCACCUAAUCUUUGUAAGGACGUACACUCUAUAUCACUUAAAAAAAAGAUUAAAUUAUUUGGCUUCCCUAUGGCAUAAUUAUAAGAUAAUUUCCCCACAUUUAUGAGAUAACAGCUGUCAAUGCUUUGACAUAAUUUAGUAGUUUUAUUAGUAUCAUGCACCAAAAUGUUAAGUUGUAAUUAAUCAGGCCAAAAGCGAUGAUCUAUUUGAUCUGUGUGAGGUCGGUGUCACUUAUCAUAAAAUCCUUCUGCUAUAUUUUUCUCACCAUUAUGUGACAAUUUCUUGUAAUUAGAGUAUAAAGAUCUCCCAUUUAUAAGAUCUCAAUUAUGAAAUAUGGAAGUCAAAAGUAAGAGAAGAUGAUUUUUCUUCUUCAUGAAUGCAAUGUUCUUCCCAAACUUUUAGUAGAGUAAAUCAUCUUUUUGAUGGUUAUCACCUAAUUCUUUCUGUGAAAGAUCUAUUAAAGGUCUUGACUAGUUAUCCAGUCUGUCUCUGUUGACAUGAAUGUCGGUCCAGUUUGCUGUCCUGUGUAAUGUAAAUGUUGGGAACUAAGCUUCCAAGCAGUGUGCAGUGCAAGCCAUUGUUAAAAGCAGUUUGAAUUAAUCUGUGCAAUGGACAGUUUUCAAUAAACUCAAAUUUGAUUGCUA